AUGCCUUCACACGUCUACGACGCCAUCGUAGUGGGCGGCGGCGCGAUCGGGCUCGCUGCUGCAUAUGAGGUGGCCAAGGCAGGCAAAUCCACCCUGCUACUGGAGCAGAGCUGUUUGUUCAACGCGAGCGGAAGCUCUAAUGACCUGGCCAGAAUGUAUCGCACCAUGUAUACUGAGUCAUUCAUGGCGGAGCUUGCCUACAAGUCCAUGGGUAUUUGGAACGAGCUUGAAAUGGACGCGGGUACAUCUCUGCGCGUAAUGUCGGGGCUGCUGAAUUUUGGAGACACUACGAUGGGAGCAGACACCCCAGAAGGAACACUCAUGGGACCUAUAGAGAAUCUGAAGAAGCUGGGCAUGCCGUUCCGCAGGAUGACAAAGCAAGAAAUGGAGAGCCAGUACCCGUUCAAGAAGCUCCCAGAAGCGUGGGAAGGAAUCUUUGCCCCAGAUAACGGCGUCAUCAACGUUCCGCUCCUGGUUCGCACUCUGGCCCGCCUGGCUAAGGACUACGGCGCCCAGACCCAGCAAUUUACCGAAGUUCAGAAGCUCGUCCCUGUUAAAGAGAACGGCGAGGACACGUGGAAGGUUGAAGCCCGUGUAAAGGGUGACGAGGCUGUCUCGUUCAGGGCCCGAAAGAUCAUCAUAGCGGCAGGCGCAUAUACAAAUCACGUCGUGCAGCCCAGCUUCAAGUUCAAGCUGAAGCUCAACAUCUGGGAGAUGGUGGCGUCGUACUUUUCGGUGAAUCCCGGCCCCAGCGGAACGCUUUUCCCAAGCAUGUGGUUCCAGUUCGCCAACGACAAGCACGGCAGGUCACGGCUGUUCUACGGGUUUCCCACAGUCGAAUGGGGUCCGCCCAACGUGUGUCGAAUCGCGGUGGAUGCGGCAACAAGACAGAUUACAGACCCCAACCUGCGGUGCGGCAGCGUCGUGAACCCCGAGGACAUACACGAUACGCAGCAGUUCAUCAAAGAGCACCUGGUGGGUGUAGACUACACGACGCCUGCGUACACCUUGUCGUGUCUGCAGACCAACACGUUCGACAACAUGUUCGUACUCGACUAUAUCCCGGAACAGUACCUCCAGGGCGGCGCAAAGGACAGCGUGGCAGUCUUCACCGCCGGUUGGGCCAUGAAGUUUGUGCCGCUGAUCGGGCGGGCGCUCAAGGACAUGGUGCUGAUUGGACACUCCGAGUAUGCGUUGGAUGAGUUCAAGAUUGAUCGCCUGGAUCCCAAGAGCAGAGGAAAAGAUGGGCAGCCGCAGGCAGGCAUCAUUGACGAGGUGGAUGCCGAUUCUGGCACUGGCUGGGAGUAUAUCUAG
Molecule: messenger RNA, 1314 nt
Organism: Cordyceps fumosorosea ARSEF 2679
Lineage: Eukaryota; Fungi; Ascomycota; Sordariomycetes; Hypocreales; Cordycipitaceae
Product: amine oxidase (flavin-containing)
Exons: 6
Coding region: 1-1314 (437 amino acids)
Molecular function (GO): sarcosine oxidase activity; flavin adenine dinucleotide binding
Source: RefSeq, a predicted model, not a curated record